This is a messenger RNA of Aureobasidium musti, 2507 nucleotides long. Lineage: Eukaryota; Fungi; Ascomycota; Dothideomycetes; Dothideales; Saccotheciaceae. The record is from the annotation of a GenBank genome assembly.
AACACACCUGCUGCUUCGCAACCAUGGACGGCCACCACCACAUGCCGCCGCAUGGCCAUGGGUCUUCAUCGUAUCAGAAUGGCUAUAACCAAGUCAAUGAAUUUGGCAACAUUCUUUCAAAUGGCGGAGAUAAUGAUAACUUCCCCAACUGGGACUACGAUGCUACCUCUCAUAUGACAAACCCAAAUGCUCAANNUCAGAGCCAUACUUGUCUUGGCAAUCGAAUACCGGCAUCAAUAACUACAAUCCUCAUGCCUUUACCAAGAGCCCAUCAAACCUUCAGACGACUCCCUUUGCUGGCUACAGCAAUCCACAUCAAUACUCAUACUCUACAUAUGAUCCCNUCGUUGGUGCCUGGUGCCACAAAUGGAUCUGCUCAUGAAAUUGGUCCGUCUCCAUAUGACCAACCGCAACAGAUACAUGGCACCAUUGCUCCGCAAGCUCUGGAGCACGAGCGUGCUCAUCCUGUUCGGCCAAAUCAGGCUUUGGAUUCGUCAUACUCUCGCCCGCCCACUACGGAUCCUCCCAGCUAUACCAGAGUUAUCCCUCCAGCACCUACCGCGGACCAGGCAGCACUGCAUAACGCCAUUCCAGCCGGUACUCGUACUGGAAAUUUUUGGGUGAAGGAUAUCGGUCGACUGAGCGAAGCAACCAAUUCUGCCCAGGUGAAUUCGUUUACUCUCGUCGGCAACACCGAGUUUGAGCUCCCCAUCAACAGAGAAAAACUGAGAAAGAAGGAAAGAAAGCCUCCUGCAUUGCCUGCAGGUUCGGUGUCGGUCGGCCGAUCGCAACCUGUGAAGCAGGAGCACUCAGAUUCUGAGUCGGAGUCAUCAGAUUAUGAUUCAGAUGAAGAUUCUGAUGAGGAGCCCGAGGUCUCUCCUCUACCUGCACAGAGACCCGAUGAUCCUCGCGAAGGCGUCAGAUAUGACACUAUCAAGGCUCUUUGGGAGAGUCGUCAUACUGGUGUUGUUGCUGACAGGAUUAGAACUGGCAUGGUAGAAUUCAAUGAAGUUUUGCAAACCGUGAAGAAUCGAUGGAAGGCUGAUUCCGUUGCUCUGACCGAUGCAAUUGAUCGCAAGAGGAACAGUGAACUGCCUCUUCUGAGGAGCAGGGUCAAUGAUCAACUUGAAAUGUUGAACGUCGUAUUGCAAACCGCAAUCGAUCAUGGAAACAGGGAUAUCAUGGCACAAAUUUUAGANCUUGGCCAGCAUGCUCAGAUCAUGGCCUCUUUCGCACAGUUCUUGAUCGAUCGAAUCAAGAAAAACGACUACGACGGAUCUCUUACGCGCCUAAUUCUCGAGGUACUCGUGCGCUGCGACACGUUCCCCGCAAGAACUUACGACGUGACCAAGUUGGGCAAGUGUAUCAGUAAUCUAAGCAAGAACGGCAACAAGGAAACCCAUGAUAUCUGUGAGCGUAUAAAGGGCAACGUCACAGGCGGCGCCGAGGGUCAAGCGAGCACCGAACAGCAGUCAAGCGUUAAAUCACCUCCAAGCAACCGACCUACCCCCGAGCCUAUUGCUGGUGUCAAGCGUGCUGCUCCCGGCAGUGCAUCUUCUGACCAGGCUUCGAAGAGACAAAUCGAUCGAGAAGAAGGCAGCUCCUGCAGCUCCAGCCAAACCUGCUUUCUCCUUUGCGGAAACAAUGGCAAAUUUGAACAAAAGCAAGGAAAAGGAACCCAGCGCCCGAGACGCAAGAGGAGAAGGCAAAACGCCUGCGUAAAGAGGGAAAGACGCAAACUUCGCGUUACUUUCAAGCCUGACAGUCAGCUUGUCGAAACCCGAAUCUUCCAUCACGACGCCGAGGAGGAACUUGGCCAUGAUGCGAGCAUGAUUCGCGAUGUCAGCGAUGUUGGUGGUGAAGGCCGCAUGUUCAAGCAGCACAAGGACAUGAUGGAUAUCGAUGAGGAUGACGAUACUGCUACGGGCGAGGAAAAUCUUGGAGAAUAUGUCACCCCAACUUUGACCGAUUUCAGUUCGGUUGAUGUCGAGGAGCGGAAGAGAAACUACAGUCGCUACGCUGGCGGCGAGCUCCAGCCAGAGUCUGCAGAGCGUGUUAAGCGCGAGCAGUACGAGGCUAGUACCUUGAUGGUCUUCUACACAGACCCGAGUGAUAUUCCACCUAGCCCGCGCGAGCCAGCAGAGCCUUACAAUGGCGAAGAGGUCAACACAAAGGCGUUCGGCGCUGUGGGCACUCAAGAGCCGCUUGCUACGAGGAUUGCAAAGCUUGCUGGACCCGUUCAACCUGCACAGACUCAACAAUCAAGCGCUGCCCCUGAUAUCUCUGCGAUCUUGGCUCUGAUCAACCCACAAGGUCAAGCUCCUUCCCAGCCCACCCAGCCCGCCCAGCCUGUUUCAGCUCCUACGUCGAUGUCAGCACCAAGCCAAAACCAAGACCAAAUGGCCGAAAUUCAACGUAUUCUGGCAUCCAUACCACAAGCGCCAUCUCAGNCAGCAACAAUCUCAGCCUAUGCAUGUUCAGCAACCAGUUCAGCAGCCCGCGCAGCC